Rhodotorula toruloides NP11 is the source of this 1212-nucleotide messenger RNA. RefSeq lists its product as uncharacterized. NCBI's taxonomy places the organism in Eukaryota, Fungi, Basidiomycota, Microbotryomycetes, Sporidiobolales, Sporidiobolaceae. Bases 1 to 1212 code for a protein of 403 amino acids. The record is from RefSeq and is a predicted model, not a curated record. The transcript has 12 exons.
AUGUCGACCGGCACGCCCACGGCCACGGCACUGCCAACGUACGACAGUACUCUCGGCGCCUUCGUGAUUGGGACGAUGCUGGCAUUUUUCCUGCAAGGCUUCACGCUCUUCGAAACAAUCGUCUUCUUUUCGAACUGUCGCAAGUCGCGAGAGCCCUGGUGGUACAUCGUGACAGUCGUUGUCGUCCUCCUCAUCGACCUUUUACAUACCGCCUUCUCGCUAAAUACGAUUUGGUUGUGGGCGAUCGAGAACUACGGCAACCCUUCCAUCCUCGCGCUUUCGCCAUGGUCGUUCACAGCCGAACCCGUUCUCACCGGCACUCAGGCGUUGAUCGUGCACGUAUUCUACGCCUUGCGGAUCUACGGCGUCUCGGACGCGAAGCCUGGAGGCCGGAUCAUCGCACUUGUCGUGACGGCACUCAGUAUGUUCCAGUUCGGGUUCGCUUCAGCCGUCACGAGCAAGAUCGUCGAGUACGACCGCGAGUUCGUCCGCUUCGCUGGGUGGCUCUGGGGCGCUUACUUCCACUACAUUAACCAGGUGUCGAACAGCAUGGCUGGUCCAUUCGAGCGGUCGUCCAAGACGGUCAUCAAGGUGGCGCUCAUUAUCCUCAUGACGAAUGGCUUGUCUGCCUCGGCCGCCGUCAUUGCCACGGUCCUCUUCGGCAGCUUCAGGCAUGCCAACUGGCACGCCAUCGCUCAGCUCUGUCUCGCCAAGCUCCUCGCCUUGUCCCUCCUCAUCGCCCUCAACGCCCGAACCCUCCUCGCCGACAUGCUCGGCGUCGACGCGGGAACGUUCUAUUCCAUCGGCGCACGACCGACGAAGAAGGCGCCAAUCAUGUAUAACGGCGUCUACGUCGGCAGCGGCAGCCAGCCCGAUGGCAUCUACGGGCGAGCAGCAGGCGCAAGCUUCGACGCUCUCGGCAAGACGCUCCGCUCGCCUGGUCCGAACAGCUCGUUCAAUCACGGCGGCAUCGUCGAAGGCGAAGGAGGCGUGGUGUAUCCCAUUUCGGUCCUUCGGCAAGGCGCGAGCCUCGAGAACGGAAAGGACGGCGACGGCACAGUCAGUCGGGCGAGCAGCUUUGCCGAGAAAGAGCCCAUCUCGUUCGACGACGAGCUCGAGCACGGCAGUCGCAGCCGCCAGCCCUUCGCUCGCGCAACGUCUGACCAGACUUUGCCUGCGCCGACCAUUGACCACCCCUACUCGAACGUUUGA